AUGAUAAGAAUAGUCAAAAUUCUUCCAUUCUUACUGCUAUUAUUUGCAUUUGUGGCAGCAAAAUCGAAGAAGCAUGAUCGUAAAUCCAGUCUCUUUGUACCAAAUACUUACAUAAUUGAAUUUGAUCAACCUAUUAGCCACUCAUUCAAUUUGAAUAACAAUAAUAAACGACAUUUACUUGGUAAAAGAAAAGCCAGCUUUUAUGAACAGCUCAAUACAUUUAAUAUUAGUUACAAUGUUCGAUAUGAAUAUGAAAUAAUGAAUGCUGUCUCGAUUUCUUUUAAAAGUCCUGAAGACACUUUAUUAUUUUUUAAAAAUACGCCAAAUAUAAAAAAGGCGUGGCCUGUGAAUACAGUAUCAAAACCAUCUUCAUUUCGAUCCAAUGUAACAAAUGAUAAUAAAAUAGCUGGCUUGUUUGAACUUUAUAAUGUUACUGGUAUACAUAAAAUGAGGAAUGAAUUAGGAUUGACUGGGAGAGGAAUUAAGGUAGGUAUCAUUGACACAGGUGUUGAUUAUACACAUCCUGCCUUGGGAAGUUGUUUUGGUGAAAAUUGUCGUGUUGCUUAUGGUUAUGAUUUUGUUGGAGACACGUAUAAUGGAAAAAAUACUCCUAUUCCGAAUAAUGAUCCAUUAGAUAAUUGUAAUGGGCAUGGUACUCACGUUACUGGUAUCAUUGGUGCAAAUCAACCAAAUAUUAAUUUUACUGGUAUUGCACCGGAAGUAUACCUUUUGAUGUUAGUUACUUUUGGAGCUUAUCGAAUUUUUGGAUGCUCAGGAACGAGCUCAGAUGAUAUUAUUAUAAAAGCUAUGGAAAAGGCCUAUUUAGAUGGUAUGGAUGUUGUUAAUCUAUCAUUAGGUGAUGGUGGAUGGCCAGAAUCCCCUAUAUCCCUAUUGGCAAAUGAAUUAGCGUUAAAGGGGAUGAUUGUGUGUGCUGCUGCAGGGAAUGAGGGUGCUAAAGGUAUGUUUGAAGUGGGUGCACCUUCACUUGGAAAAUAUGCUUUAUCUAUUGCUAGUAUUGACAAUAGUUAUGUACUCUCACAUACAAUCAAAUACGAUAGCGAUAAAAAAAUAGAUUAUCACAAUUAUAACGCCAACCUAUUCCGUUUUAAAGAAGUGACUCUCAUUGCUAACUCAAAACAGUUUUUACAAAAACACGAUGGCUGUGACCCUUUGAAAACAAAAGUGGAGGGUAAAUUUGUUCUUAUGAGUCGCGGUGGUUGUACAUUUACGAAUAAAAUGAUGAAUGCUCAAAACGCUGGUGCUAUAGGCGUCUUAUUUUACAAUAAUGGUCCUGGUGAAUUCACUCCUUCCUUAUUAACUAAUUCAACCAUUCAUAUUGAUUAUGGAAGUAUAUCUCAGCAAGAAGGUCAUGAUUUAUUUCAAUUUUUGAAAAGGAAUCCUUCUGAUUUUUCUGGUCUCAUUGAAUUUAUCGCAGAAGAUAGUGUUUUACCUAUUCCUACAGCAGGUUCAAUUAGUUCUUUUAGCUCAUGGGGAUUAGGUCCGGAUUUAAGUAUAAAGCCUGACAUCAGUGCACCAGGAGGAAAAAUCUAUUCUACUUAUCCUGUGUCUCUUGGUAGUUAUGCAACUUUAAGUGGAACAAGUAUGGCAAGCCCUUAUGUUGCAGGUAUUGUUGCUUUACUUCAAGAAGCUAGAGGAGGUAAUCGAGCUAUUCAUGUGAAUGAAGUCCGUACCAUAUUGAUCAAUAACGGACAUCCUUUCAAUCGAUACAAUUCUGAAGAGUUAGAAUCAGUAGCAAGACAGGGUUCUGGACUGAUUGAUGGUUAUCAAGCGAUUAGAUCGGACACAAUCGUCAUACCCGAACAUAUCCGACUGAAUGAUACUGAGCAUAGUGCUGACAAUCAUGAAUAUACACUCACUAUUAAAAAUAAUGGUCGUAUGGCUGCUGAAUACUAUAUAAGCCAUAGAGUAGCAAGUACUGCUCAAGGGUUUCAGCAAAAUACAUAUGACAAUACUCAAAACAUGUUCCCUCUUAAUAUACCUAUUAUGUUAUCUGAUUAUGAGGCAGAGGCGAUGGUAGAUAUUUAUGACCCCAUAGUUUUGAUAGACGCAAAUGAAGAAAGGAAUAUUACUAUACGUAUCUCUCCGCCUCUUAACUCAGACUCAAUGCCUCCCUCCAUCUAUUCAGGAUACAUUACUGUCACUAAAGACGAGAAGAGUAUCAUUUAUGUGCCCUACGCUGGACUUACGUCAAGUUUAUCAAAAUUACCUGUAUUAGUUAUGAAUGAUACAAUGCCUACCCUUGUUCAUAAACGAAUAAAUAGUGAUUUUUCCAUCAUUCUCUUGUCCUUUCAAUUAGCAGAGGCGUCUCCAUUAGUGAAAAUAUCAGCUGUAAGUGCAGCUGACGUUAACCAACACUUUGGUUUCAUUCCUGGUGGAUAUAUCAGAUAUGCUAAAAGAAAUAGUCCUGAAGAUUUACUCGAUGUUAUGGUUCUGCCUUGGUAUGGUAACGUAGCUGCCACAACUGAACAAGUUAGCUUGGGUCCCUCCCUUCAUCAAAGUAAAACCCAGCAAAAUCAAUAUCAAAGUCUUCAAAUAGAUCCUCAGCUCACUACCUUUCAACCAUUUAUCUCUCAAAUCGGUACCAAACUCAAAGCGGGUUCUUAUAAACUGAAAUUAAUGGCAUUACGUCCUUUUGGUGAUCUAAAUAAUGAAGACGACUAUGAUAUUUGGUAUUCACCUGAGAUAGAGUUUAAUUAA
Cokeromyces recurvatus is the source of this 2718-nucleotide messenger RNA. RefSeq names its product peptidase S8/S53 domain-containing protein. Gene Ontology annotation, cellular component: cell wall; membrane; cytosol. The record is from RefSeq and is a predicted model, not a curated record. The transcript has 6 exons. The coding region runs from base 1 to 2718 and encodes 905 amino acids. Lineage: Eukaryota; Fungi; Mucoromycota; Mucoromycetes; Mucorales; Mucoraceae. Gene Ontology annotation, molecular function: tripeptidyl-peptidase activity; serine-type endopeptidase activity. Gene Ontology annotation, biological process: proteolysis.